Molecule: messenger RNA, 1865 nt
Organism: Balaenoptera acutorostrata (minke whale)
Lineage: Eukaryota; Metazoa; Chordata; Mammalia; Artiodactyla; Balaenopteridae
Gene: DHFR
Product: dihydrofolate reductase
Exons: 6
Coding region: 117-680 (187 amino acids)
Biological process (GO): glycine biosynthetic process; folic acid metabolic process; dihydrofolate metabolic process
Cellular component (GO): mitochondrion
Molecular function (GO): NADP binding; dihydrofolate reductase activity
Source: RefSeq, a predicted model, not a curated record
GUCUCGCCUGCACAAAUAGGACUGAGGGGGCGGGUGGCCAAAAUUUCGCGCCAAACUAGCGGGUAAUCCCCGUGUCAGUGUGAUGUGCUAGCUCGGAAGUGUUUUCUGCAGCUAUCAUGGUUCGUCCGCUAAACUGCAUCGUCGCUGUGUCCCAGAACAUGGGCAUCGGCAAGAACGGGGACCUGCCCUGGCCCCCGCUCAGGAAUGAAUACAGGUAUUUCCAAAGAAUGACCACAACCUCUUCAGUAGAAGGUAAACAGAAUUUGGUGAUUAUGGGUAGGAAAACCUGGUUCUCCAUUCCAGAGAAGAAUCGACCUUUAAAGGACAGAAUUAAUAUAGUUCUCAGUAGAGAACUCAAGGAACCUCCACAGGGAGCUCAUUUUCUUGCCAAAAGUCUGGAUGGUGCCUUAAAACUUAUUGAACAACCAGAAUUAACAAAUACAGUAGACAUGGUCUGGAUAGUGGGAGGCAGUUCUGUUUAUAAGGAAGCCAUGAACAAGCCAGGCCAUCUUAGACUAUUUGUGACAAGGAUCAUGCAGGAAUUUGAAAGUGACACAUUUUUUCCAGAAAUUGAUUUGGAAAAAUAUAAACUUACCCCAGAAUAUCCAGGUGUUCCUUCUGAUAUCCAGGAGGAGAAAGGCAUUAAGUACAAAUUUGAAGUAUAUGAAAAGAACAAUUAAUGUGAAAGUGUUUUCUGAUCUAUUUCAAGCCUCCUCCUCCCCCCCAAAAAAUUAUGUAUUUUUUGUUGUAGAGACUUUUGUUGACUUUAGAUCUAUGGAUAAUUAUUUCUAAGCAAAGCACUUUUAUUCCCCAUUAAUCUUAACUAGACUGUAUCAGAUACCAUUUGUGAAACAUUUCUUGCUGUAACUUCCUGAAUGCCCAUCAAGAGUCAAGAAUAGGUGACCAGCACCUGCCUAGGGUAGAAUAUCUACCAAGACAGCCCAAAGUGGGAGAGUGCCCUGGUAGCAUGAGUUGAAACCAGAGCCUAUAGAGCUAGGAGCUAGGCAGGUGGGUCCAAAGGUCAGAAAUGGAUUAUAAACAGAAGAGCUAGCAUUCAGUUACUUAAAUUAGAUCAAAAGAGGGACUGUGAAUUACUUUAUAUCACACUUCUGAAAAAAAUUCUCUUCACUCAGACCAGGAGUCAAUAAGUUGAAAUCCACAGGGAUAGUAAAGAGGCAGGUACGAGACUACCUUUUCGGUGGUUAAAGGAGAAGGUUUGAGACCUUAAAAAACUUUGUUUCUGAUCUUCAGUGAGACUGCAUGGGAUGUUACAAUGAUAGAACAAGAAUUGGCUGCUCUUUACAGAAAAGAAUAAUCUAAUAUCAAACAUAAUGGCUAAAAUUAAAAAUUCAAAGAGGUAAUAAAUUGAGAAUGAAUAUUGCUAGAAACCAAAAUUAGUAAGUUAGAAACUAAACUUCACAGAAUUAAAAAAUGAAAAUUAAAACAUGUUUUACCCAUCACGUUAGCAAAGAUUUAGAUUAAAUAUCCAAAAAAAAAUAGCAUUUUCUGCCUUAUAAAUUGGUACAACCUUUUUAGAGUGUAAGUUAGCAAUAUCAAUUAAAAUUCAAAAUAUUCUGGGUUUGGACCCAGAACUUCCACUUCUAGAAAUUAAUCCUGAACAAAGAAAUGGACCAAAGAGUAUUUGUUGCAACUUUUUUUUUCAAACUUAGAAACAGCCCAAAUGUUGAUUAAUAAGAAAUAACUAACCAAUAUGUCUAUAAAAUGUAACAUCUGCAGCAGUUAAAAAGAAUGAAGUACUGACAGGAAAAUGCCAAAAAUUGCUAAAUAAAAGAAGCAAAUUGUGUAUAAUACUCAAAAUGUUUAAUAAAUGUUCAUGUGUGGGAAAAAGCAUGCUCCAAACUGUU